GACUUUUAUUUUAGAAUAUUUUCUUUGCGGAACUUCCGCCUUCGUCGGCGUGCGAUCCGGAGAUGGACACAAACAGAACUGCGAAGCUGGAGUUUGCGGUGCAGAUGUCAUGUGACAGCUGUGUUAAUGCAGUGAAGGGCGUCCUGCAGAAAGAGCCGGGAGUUCAGUCGGUGCAUGUAGACCUGGCUAAGGAGCAGGUUCUGGUGGAGACGGCGCUCACCUCUCUACAGGUGCAGAGUCUGAUCGAAAGCACAGGCAGACGGGCCGUCCUGACGGGAAUGGGCGGCUCAGAGACAGAUCUGGGCGCUGCUGUGGCGAUGCUCAGUGGGGCGGGGCUAGUGCAGGGCGUGGUCAGAUUCCUGCAGCUGUCACAGGACCGCUGUUUGAUUGACGGGACGAUUGACGGACUGACGCCCGGACCUCACGGCCUGCAUGUGCAUGAACUGGGCGAUCUGACACAGGACUGCAUGAGCUGUGGAGAUCAUUUCAAUCCAUUCAGGAAAAAGCAUGGAGCUCCUCAGGACUCAGAGAGGCAUGUAGGAGAUCUGGGGAAUAUCACGGCUGCUCCUGAUGGCAGAGCUUCAUUCCGGCUUGAAGACUCUCAGAUCAAGGUGUGGGAUGUGAUUGGUCGGUCUCUGGUGGUGGAUUCUGGGGAGGAUGAUUUGGGGCGUGGGAAACACCCGCUGUCCAAAAUAACAGGAAACUCUGGAGAGAGGCUGGCCUGUGGAGUCAUCGCCCGCUCCGCCGGCUUGUUUCAAAACCCCAAACAGAUCUGUGCCUGUGAUGGUGUGACUCUGUGGGAGGAGAGAGAUCGACCCAUCGCUGGGAAGGGACGUAAAGUCACUGACGCACCGACUGCUAAUCUGUGACGGGGUGAGGAUGAUACCGCGUCAGGGACCACAGAUGCACAUGAAUGAAUGAUAAGAGACCGAAAACACUGCUUUCUGAAGCUGUCGUCAGUGUCUGUUCAGAUUGUACUAAAUUAGAUUCUGAGCCAUGUUUUAAUGUAUUCACAUGACACCGAUGGAGAAAUCAAACUGUGUGAAUACUGAAUGUGUUA
This is a messenger RNA of Carassius carassius (crucian carp), 1060 nucleotides long. Its product is annotated as copper chaperone for superoxide dismutase-like. The transcript is spliced from 8 exons. Gene Ontology annotation, molecular function: copper ion binding. Gene Ontology annotation, biological process: removal of superoxide radicals. The record is from RefSeq and is a predicted model, not a curated record. Lineage: Eukaryota; Metazoa; Chordata; Actinopteri; Cypriniformes; Cyprinidae. The coding region runs from base 63 to 869 and encodes 268 amino acids.